Ylistrum balloti is the source of this 2188-nucleotide messenger RNA. RefSeq names its product asparagine synthetase domain-containing protein 1-like. The coding region runs from base 118 to 2175 and encodes 685 amino acids. The record is from RefSeq and is a predicted model, not a curated record. Gene Ontology annotation, molecular function: asparagine synthase (glutamine-hydrolyzing) activity. NCBI's taxonomy places the organism in Eukaryota, Metazoa, Mollusca, Bivalvia, Pectinida, Pectinidae. The transcript has 14 exons.
UCGUCAUUUGGAGGUGAUUUCAUGCUUAAAUCAUCAUCAUUUACGUGUCCUUAUUGUCGACGGAACCCCAGAUAACCUAUAGAAGGUACAUUUUUCAGUUGUAAGAAACCUCUUACUAUGUGUGGUAUCUGCUGUGUAUGUAGUAAUGUACAAGAUGAUCAAACAGUGGAUUGGAAGGAUUUUAUUGAGAAACAUUCCAGAAUAGGGAGAAGAGGGCCAGAUUGCAGCAGAUCUACUCAGGUUGAAUCUGGCUGUAAGGGCAGACAGCUCUUUUUACAAGGUCAUGUCCUUCACCUCAGAGGUGAACUGACUCCUCAACCAUUACAGGAUCACCAUGGCAACACUCUCCUUUGGAAUGGAGAAAUAUUUGGAGGCCUGGAGAUUGGAGAGGAAGAAAAUGACACCGAAGUCCUAUUGAGAGAAUUGUCUGCCUCUGCUGACCCUUGUAAUCUACUGACCACUAUGGCCAAAGUCCAGGGCCCAUGGGCAUUUAUGUACUGGGAGGAAAAGACAAAAUGUUUGUGGUUUGGACGCGACAUGUUUGGGAGACGAAGUCUCCUAUGGCACCUCCCACAAAACAGGAAGGAACCAUUCAUCUUAUCAUCCACACAGAUCGGAGACAAGGAAUUUCAGGAAAUUCCAUCAGUUGGAAUUUAUUGUUUACAUUUCUCAGACAUCCAGAGUGAAGGUUGUGAUCUUAAUAUUCACCUCUAUCCACGAGAAGAGAGUGUUUGGCCAGGAACAUUGGACAAAGUGGACAACAGUCAAAUUUUUAAGGACAGAUUGGGGAGUGGUAGGUCUGAAAAUUCUCCACUGAAAUUUUCUAUGGAUACUGACUUGAAAUUUCCUUCACCAAUGCCAAAGUUGAACAAGGCAUUGCUGAACACCGACAGUGACCUUGAAAAGAAGGUUUCAGAUGACCUUGACCAUAAAGUAUCAGGAUCAAAUGCAGAAUUAAUUGAUGACCAUCAGAAAUAUAUAGAAAAUCUAAUUCAUAGCAAUGAAGUUAUAGGUAAACUAGCUGAUCAGCUCAUAGAUGUCCUUCAAAGGGCAGUCAAGAAGAGGAUUUACAAUCAGCCUGGCCUGUCUUUAAUGACUGAUGUCCAAAAUUCAGCUGAUUGUUUGCCAGAUGUCAAGAGGUCACCAUGUUCUCAGUGUAAACCUCAUCCAGUGUUUUCCAACAAAACAAAUGAAUCUGGAAAAAAUCCUUCAACAGAUGAAGACACCAGUACAGAAAGUAUUUCAAGUAGAGGAGAGGAGGAGUGUGUAGCUGAAACAAAGACCAGUGUUACAUGUGAACAAGAAAAUGCAAAAGUUGCCAUUUUAUUUUCUGGGGGAAUAGACUCAGCUGUGAUCACUGCACUAGCAGAUAGGUGUCUGCCAGAGAGUGAGCCUAUAGAUUUAAUGAAUGUGGCUUUUGAACAACAAAUGAAACCAUCAAGGAAAAAAGGGGCCAGUAAUAUGAAUGAUCCCGUAGCUGAUGAACAGAGAUGGAAUGUUCCAGACAGACUUACUGGAUACAGUGCCCUUGCAGAACUCAACCCAAGACGUAGAUGGAACUUCAUACAAGUAAAUGUGUCACUUCCAGAACUCCAGCAAAUCAGAUCUAAUCAUGUGCGCCAUUUGGUAUAUCCUUUGGAUACAGUGCUUGAUGACAGCAUUGGUUGUGCUGUAUGGUUUGCAGCCAGAGGCCAAGGCAUCAUAGGAAAUGGGGCUCAGCAAGGGUUUCCUUAUACCAGUACUGCAAGGGUGAUACUCUGUGGGAUGGGAGCUGAUGAACAGCUGGCAGGAUACUCCCGGCACAGGGGCAGGUUUAGUGAGCAGGGAUGGCAAGGACUACUGGAUGAGGUAGAGCUUGAGAUCACCCGCAUAUCUGCCAGAAACCUUGGUCGGGAUGACAGGAUCAUCACAGACCACGGUAAAGAGUCCAGAUUUCCUUUCCUUGAUGAAGAGGUUGUGAAGUUUCUGAGCAGUGUUCCUAUGCAUUACAAGGCAAAUCUGGACUUACCUCGUGGCAUCGGUGAGAAGUUACUUCUCAGAGUUUGUGCAGCUAAGCUUGGGCUCCUGUCCACAUCUGUGCUGCCUAAACGAGCCAUCCAGUUUGGUUCCAGAAUAGCAAAGAUGGAGAACAACAAAGAAAAGGCAACCGACAAAUGUAAACGCCUGGCUGACUGAUGAUCUCGAGGAA